AUGAAACGUGUGUAUCGAUUACGAGAAGCUCAAAUAAAUGCAGUAACAGGUUAUAAUCAUUUGGGAGUGAUUGGUAUCAAUCAACGUGGAAAUGGUUGUUUUACUUCAUUGAAACCACCAUGGCAUAAACGACCUGAUGAUAUAAUAACAACUUUUAAAAAUACAACUUCGAAAAUAUAUACACCUUGUUCUAAUUUGAAUUAUUUAUUUGAUCGACAUAUUCAUCAAUCUCGAAUAGAUAUAUUCAAAUUAGAAGAGUCACUUCCUAAAAAUGCUUUAAUUGCAGAAAUUGAUGAGCCUGAUCAAUUAAUGAUAUUUAAAAAUAAUCAUAAUAAAAAAGCAUCUCGUCACAUUCGAGAUUUAGAGAAAGCUCAUCAAUUGAUUCAAGAAGAAAAAACUAAACAAUUAUUAAUACCAGAAAAAAAAUCUCUUCGAUUUGUCGAAAAAAUUGAACUAAUAAAUCAUGUUAAACAAUCACAAACAAUACCAACACAAAUAGAAAGACAUGAUCAUCGUCGUAUAGCUAUUAUCAAAUUACAAAAUUAUUUACGUGGUAUUAUUGUUCAAUCCAAAGUA
Rotaria sp. Silwood1 is the source of this 576-nucleotide messenger RNA. The record is from the annotation of a GenBank genome assembly. NCBI's taxonomy places the organism in Eukaryota, Metazoa, Rotifera, Eurotatoria, Philodinida, Philodinidae.